Molecule: messenger RNA, 2685 nt
Organism: Plectropomus leopardus (leopard coralgrouper)
Lineage: Eukaryota; Metazoa; Chordata; Actinopteri; Perciformes; Serranidae
Product: complement factor B-like
Biological process (GO): response to bacterium; complement activation; proteolysis
Cellular component (GO): extracellular exosome; extracellular region
Molecular function (GO): serine-type endopeptidase activity
Source: RefSeq, a predicted model, not a curated record
GUGGAAAACCCAGAGCUGGCCUACUUAAACAGGACACACAAAGAAGAGGGCUUUGGACUACAACAGACAAAAUGAGCAGAUUCAACAUGGGAUUUUCUGUCCACUGGCGUUGGCUUGCUGCUCUUUCAUGCCUCCUCUGUAUGGGGGGUGAAGUUCGUUGUGACUGCACAGAGGACAGGAUGGAAAUUGCAGGAGGUCAUUACACACUGACAAAGCAGCUGAACACGAACAGCAUGUUGGUCUACCACUGUCCCGAGGGCUACUAUCCAUACCCCUAUUCGACCCGCCUGUGCCAGGCUAAUGGCUCCUGGAAACCAGCACCAAAAAGAUUUAGACCUCAGAGAUGCAAGGUUGUUGAAUGCCCAGACCCCACUGUGCUGGAGCAUGGAGAAGUCUCCCCUCCUCAGGAAAAGUACUUUGUGGACAAUGAGACCAUAUAUGAGUGCUACUCUGGAUACACAAUGCGAGGCUCAUCCAAACGUGUGUGUUUACCAAAUGGGAAGUGGAGCGGCUCCACUCCCAUCUGCAGCCGUGACUCAGGAGACAGUUGUGCUGAUCCUGGUAUCCCAGCUGGCGCUUCAAGAACAGGGAACAUGUUUGGAAUUGACGAAACAGUGAAAUACAGCUGCAAUGGCGACCUGUUUUUGGUGGGAUCAAGUGAACGGGUGUGUCAGGAGAACGGCCAGUGGACUGGAAAUGAGCCAGCGUGCUACUACAAAUACACCUAUGACACUUCGCUGGAGGUUUCACAGGCAUUUGGUAGCGCAAUCAAAAACAGCCUCACCACUUUGGAGCCCAUCGAUGACACACAGGAGGGAAGAAAAAUCAGGAUUUCAAAAAAUGGGACACUUAACAUCUAUAUUGCAGUGGAUAUUUCUGAGAGCAUUGAAGAGCAAUAUAUCACAGAUGCAAAAAAUGCUUUGAUAAAACUUAUUACAAAGAUUUCAUCUUUCGCUGUGACUCCAAACUAUGAAGUCAUAUUUUUCUCUUCUGAAUAUGAGGAAGUUGUCAGUAUUCUCGAUUUUUUGGAUGGCCAUGUAGAACUCAGUGACGUCAAGAGGAAAUUGGAAAAUUUUAAAGUAGGCGACAAAAACACUGGAACAGACCUGAAUCUCGCCUUUAAUAUAUUCUUGGAGCGAAUGGCUCUCAUAAAGCAACAAGUUGGAGUGGAGGGCUUUAAAGAACAUCGUCACGUCUUUCUCAUUUUCACAGAUGGUGCUUAUAAUAUGGGCGGAUCACCAGCACCCACUGUGGCUAAAAUAAAAAACAUGGUAUACAUGAACCAAACUGGUGAUCAGGAGAGUCCGUCUAGGGAAGAAUAUCUUGACAUUUAUAUUUUUGCCAUUGGAGCAGAGAUCUUUGAUGAGGAUCUGCAGCCCCUCACAGCAGGGACCGGUGGAGAGCAUUACUUCAGACUGCAGGAAAUUAGCAAUUUACAAGAGACCUUUGAUGAUAUAAUUGAUGAAGAAGAAGUUAAAGGUCUAUGUGGUCUUCAUAAGGACUAUGACUCAAAGAAGGACAGGACAGAUGAAAGCACAAGGAAAAGGUAUCCGUGGUGGGUGUACAUUACUGUCCAGAAUGAAGGUCUGCCAAAGAACUGCCUCGGCUCUCUGGUGACCUCCAAAUUUGUCCUGACUGCUGCUCACUGCUUUACAUUUGGAGACUUACCUGAGCAUGUCAGAGUUGAGAUUGAUGAUGGAAAUGGCAGAGUGAAAAAAGUUAAAACCUUCAAACUUCACCCAAAGUACAAUAUUAAAGCUAAAGUGAAUGAGGGCGUGAAGGAGUUCUAUGACUAUGAUGUGGCUCUCAUCCAACUAGAAGACGAUGUUCAAAUCUCCAAUGCUGUAAGACCUAUUUGCAUACCCUGUACCCAGGAGACCAGUGAUGCUCUCAAACUGGUUGGUAAAUCCACCUGCAAACAUCAAGAGGAGGUUCUGUUAAAGACUCAUCUUGAAAGACUUAAUUUCCUGACCAAGAAAGGAAACACUAUAUCGGAAAAAGAAGUCCACGCUAAGCUUGAUGAUCAGAGAGAUACAUGCAUCCAACACGCAUUAGGGGCAGAAGGCAUAACGACGGUUAAUCCAAAGGUUGCUGUGACUGAUAACUUCCUGUGCACUGGUGGUCUGACUCCUUUCAGAGAUCAUAUAUCCUGUAAAGGUGACUCUGGAGGUGCUGUGUUCAAGAACUAUGAGCAUCGAACAGUACAGGUUGCACUGGUAAGCUGGGGAACUAAGGAUUUGUGCAAGUCGGGAGGUGGUCUCGUCGAGUCAGAUCACACCUCCAGAGAUUUCCAUAUUAAUCUUUUCAGAGUUGUCCCUUUUCUUAAAUCGGUCCUUGGAAAUGACACCCAGGAUGACUACGCACCACUUGAGUUUUUGAACAGCUAAAUCCAUUUACAUGCAUACAUUUUUUUUCAGCAUUUCAGUUAUAUGAUCUGUUUAUAGUGUAUACAUUUAUGUUAUUUUGCUGAUUGAUGCUGUGUUCAAAAUGUUGUUGUUUUUUUUUUUUUACCAAAAACAUACAUACACAUGCUCACAAAAAAAAUGCAUCACCCAUUCCCAAAAUGCACAAUAGCAGUCCUGCAAAUUGUUAUCAGUUAUGUUGCUCUGUACUUUAUCAUCAUUAAAUCAGCAUCCUCAGUGGCCAACCAUGAUGUACAGCAGUUAAUAAAACAGUAUCAACCCA